CUAAAGUGUAGAUAACGUAAAACCCAUAAGCUUCUAUAAAGGCUGAGCAGCCCGAUGAGGCUCAGUCGUCUUUCCCUCAGCUCGGUAACUUCAUUAGCAUCAUUAGCAUCGUUAGCAUAGUUAGCAUCAUGUGUCUCCGAGGUCUCCUGCUGGUAUCCGGGCUAUUUCUGAGCAGCUGGGCUCUGACUCCUGAAGAAUGCCAGCCCUUGGUGACGCCUCUCUCUCUGGCUGACCCCUCCAUGAUGGGCGGACGGUCAUAUAUCCUCGCCGCUUACAACGAUAACGAUGUGUUUGAAGCAAUCCUGAAGUCCCUGGAGAGCUCCUGGAUGACUAUGACUGACUCUCCCUCUGGCGUCUUCACGUCUCAGUCAAUCAAACUGAAUGGAACCUGUCUCCUCUCGAGAGAAACUGUCAACUUCACGUUUGAAGGGAACACAGCAUCAGUGUCAUUCAACAACAUGAGCAUGAUGAUGCACAUCCUGCCGGGCGGAGCCGGUCUGGCGGUCAUGAGCAUCAACAACACCAUCAAAUACUCUGACCUGGUGUUUAAAAAGCUUAAUAUCCCCAGUGAGAACAGAGAGGACAUCAGCCUCCGCGCUCUCUACCUGAUGGGCAGAGAGGCGACCCUGAAGGACUCGGACCUGGAAGAGUUCAAGAAGCAGGCGAGCUGCCUCGGGUUCUCCGGAGAACCACCGUUCAUCUACAACCCUGAGAACGGUUUCUGUACUGAAGAGGAGUCGAUUAAGGUGUAGUUCUGAAGAUAGAAACAAUCAUGAAGGAAAUAAAGAAAACAAAAAUGUAAAACUAUUCUUCUUCUGUACAAAAAUCAGCUGGACCAUUUUGAUGAUCGUCAAGAUUUAUAAUGUGUUGAUCCUUAAACCCUUUAGAUAAUGCUGAAAAAGUGUGAAGUCGAUCAGACUAGGUAUCUGUUCUCCUUAGCAACUGUCUGUUCUCCUAGCAACAGUCUGUUCUCCUUAGCAACUGUCUGUUCUCCUUAGCGACGAUCUGUUCUCCUUAGCAACUGUCUGUUCUCCUUAGCAACUGUCUGAUCUCCUUAGCAACAGUCUGUUCACCUUAGCAACAGUGUCUUCUCCAACUCUGUUCUCCUUAGUAACAGUCUGUUAGCAAGAAUGAACAACCUCUGGAAUGUCCAAACUGACCAAUCAGAAUAAAGUAUUCAACCAA
Molecule: messenger RNA, 1185 nt
Organism: Trematomus bernacchii (emerald rockcod)
Lineage: Eukaryota; Metazoa; Chordata; Actinopteri; Perciformes; Nototheniidae
Product: saxitoxin and tetrodotoxin-binding protein 1-like
Exons: 6
Coding region: 129-752 (207 amino acids)
Source: RefSeq, a predicted model, not a curated record